Messenger RNA from Aureococcus anophagefferens, 1113 nucleotides. RefSeq lists its product as hypothetical. The transcript has a single exon. Gene Ontology annotation, molecular function: hexosyltransferase activity. The annotation marks the transcript as partial. Gene Ontology annotation, biological process: glycolipid biosynthetic process. NCBI's taxonomy places the organism in Eukaryota, Pelagophyceae, Pelagomonadales, Pelagomonadaceae. The record is from RefSeq and is a predicted model, not a curated record.
GACCGCGCGCGCAAGGUCCUCUUCCUCAUCAGCGACACGGGCGGCGGCCACCGCGCCUCCGCCGACGCCCUCGUCGAGGCCCUGGGCCGCUGCGCGCCGGACGUCGCCACGGAGGUCUGCGAUCUGCUGACCGACGUCGCGCCGUUCCCCUACAACGCCGCCGUGCCGCUCUACAAGUUCCUCGCGGCGCGGCCCUGGCUCUGGCGCCUCGUCUGGUACGGCACGGCGCUCGUCGACCGCGUCAUCUCCGACGGCGCGCCCUGGCCGGGCUGCGCGGCUCCCUUCGAGGCCAAGCUCCGCGCCGCCGCCGCGGACGUCGUGGUCAGCGUGCAUCCCAUGCUCCAGGCCGGUCCCCUGGACGCUCUGGAGGCACUGGCGGCGGAGACGGGCCGGGCGACGCCCUUCGCCACGGUCGUCACGGACCUGGGCGCGGCGCACCCGACGUGGUUCUCGCGCCGCGCGGACAAGAUCUUCGUGCCGUCUCUUCAGCUCCGCGACGCGGCCCUCGACAAGGCGGCGCCGCACCGGGUCGUGACCCACGGCCUGCCCAUCCGCCGGGCCUUCUGCGACGGCGGGCUCGCGAAGGGCGACGCGCGCGCGAAGCUCGGCCUGCCCCUCGACAAGAAGACGGUCCUCGUCAUGGGCGGCGGCGACGGCUUCGGCGCGUUGAAGGCCACGGCCCUCGCCGUGCGCGCGGCCUGCGCCGACGCCACGGUCGUCGUCGCCUGCGGCCGCAACGCGGCGCUCAAGGCCGAGCUGGAGACCGUGGAAAACAUGAUCGCGCUCGGCUUCACCAAGGCCAUCGACGAGUGGAUGGCGGCGUCGGACCUCCUCCUCACCAAGGCCGGCCCGGGCACCAUCGCCGAGGCCGCGGCCCUCGGCCUGCCCGUGCUCCUGACUGGCUACCUCCCCGGCCAGGAGUUCGGCAACGUGUCCUACGUGGAGCAGGAGGGCAUGGGCGCCUUCGAGCGCGACCCGGACGCCAGCGCCGCCACGGCCAAGGCCUGGCUCGGCGACGACGCCAAGCUCGCGGCGCUCGCGGCCGCCGCGCGCGGCGCCGCGCGGCCCGACGCGACGCUCGACAUCGCCAAGGACCUCGCCGCCAUGGCCAAG